AUGGCCACUCUCACAACAUCGAGUUUGCCCACACGGCGGCCCUCACCGGAACACGAUACGCUAGAAGAGGCACCAGAAGCCUUGUUGGCACCGUCACGACGACGACAGCAGCAGCAGCAAUACAGGCAUAGCAGUAGUAUUGUGUUACCAUCCUAUUUGAAUCAAAAUAAUCGAGGAAGCAGUCAAGGAAGCAGCAACAGCACGGUGAGCAGCGCUUCUUCGGAUCUUCAAUUGAUGCUCAUGAUGGACCCCUAUGGGUUGAUGACCUUGCCGCAACCCACCAAGCUACUUUCGUCCAACAGCACGGCACAGACGCAUGGUAUGGAAACCGAGGAGGAGGACGAUGAGGCAUCUGAAUUUCCAAGCAUUAUGGGAAACACUUCCAACAGUACUACGGGUACCAUGGAAGAGGAAGAAUUCUUCUUUGAUCCGUAUACGACCAAUACUCUUGCCAGUAGCAGUGGCGAUGCGGACGAUGGUCAUGACAUCAUGGAGGCGAAGGAUCUCCUGUAUUAUUCCAUGAAUUCAGCACAAACAACAUUAGCUCUCACCAAUCCAAGUAGUAUGGAUGCUACCAGCAGUUGCUGCAAUAACAGUUGCAGCGCUUCUACGACAACUACCACUCGAAAGGAACAAGCUGCUCAAGACGCCUCAUUCUAUCUCCAAGAAGAAUUCUUUGAUUCCUCCUCGGAACUAUCUUCCGAAGGAGAAGCGGAGCUUGCAGCACCAGUGUUGUUUGCCAAGGAAGAUGAAACGGCUGUUCGGAUGGAUGUAGCGGCCAAGGAUAUUCCCUUUUAUUUACAAGAAACGGCUUCCGAGGCUUCUUCCGACGACCUGCUUCCAGCACCAGUAUUAUUGUUUGCCAAGGAAGACGAAACGGCGGUCCGCAUGGACGUUGCGGCCAAGGACAUCUCUUUCUAUCUACAAGAAACGGCUUCCGACGCUUCUUCGUCUGCUGCUGAGGACCUCCCAGAACCAGCCUUGUUUGCCAAGGAAGAUGAGACUGCUGCUCGAAUGGAAACCGCAGCCAAAGAUGUCACGUUUUAUCUGCAAGAAGAGUUUCACGAUGCCCAAGAAGAAGACAUUAUCAUCAUGUCUCCUUUGGAAGAAGAAGAACAACAAUUUCAAGAUUGUCAAGAUGAUGACUCAGUGGACCAUGAAUCAUCCACCUCGUCCAUUACAACACGACCAAGCUCUCCUAGUCUUCAAGAAGACUCAAAAGAAGGGUCUUUUACCGACGUUUCCUUUUAUCUCCAACAAGUCCAAGAAGAUGAUGACACCAAGAAUAUUGUCGACCUUGAAGGAGAAGCAUGUCCCAGUGCUGUGCCAGACAAGAUUGCUUCCUUUUCCAAACGAAUUGAUAUGGAUGGGGCCAUUCGACACAAGACAGUCUUUCACAAGGAACAUGAUGAAAUGGUCGAAGAGCUACAUUCCCUUGACUCUGGUUCGGAAUCGUCCAGGACUGAACAGGACGAACAAGAUAAUGGUAUUGCAACAGCAGCAGCAACAGCAGCACCCGUGCAUGCUCCCGAAACUGCUCCAGUCUCCAUAAUAAACAAGUCAUCGUCGUCGUCAUCUGCUACUGCUACGACAAGGACUGUCACUUCAGUUGCCUUGUUUUCCGAAACACGAAAACAGAAUUCGAGUCAACGGGUCGACAUGGCAGGAGUACUGCAACCGACGCAAAUCUAUGGUCCCAUUUUGUCAAAGGCUGCAUCAUCAUCAUCAUCCAAUAAUAAGGAUACUACUACUAUUACAUCCAGCAGAACGAGCAGUGAACAAGAAAAACAAGAGGAAACAGCAGCAUUCGAACCCGAGACAUUGGCCUCCACAUUGAAAAAGGAAUAUGACGAGCACAGUACGGCACGAAAUACUCACUCCACCACUACAGAGCAAGUGGGCUGUGGUUGUGGCUGGAGCUUGUUCUCAAUAUUCCGAAGCAGAAGAUAA
Messenger RNA from Cylindrotheca closterium, 1950 nucleotides. Lineage: Eukaryota; Bacillariophyta; Bacillariophyceae; Bacillariales; Bacillariaceae. The record is from the annotation of a GenBank genome assembly.